Messenger RNA from Alternaria atra, 813 nucleotides. RefSeq lists its product as uncharacterized. The coding region runs from base 1 to 813 and encodes 270 amino acids. The record is from RefSeq and is a predicted model, not a curated record. The transcript has a single exon. Lineage: Eukaryota; Fungi; Ascomycota; Dothideomycetes; Pleosporales; Pleosporaceae.
AUGACGAACCACGGUCUAGAAAUCGAACUUCCUAUGGUGCCAAUAUGCCCACCGCCCUCGAAAAAGGCUCUCACCGGUUCCAAUGAACAUACUGGUUGGGUUGGGCUGCUCAGCUGUUCACCAGGUACAGACGCUGAGCUCGUCGGUAUCAUUCUCUUCUUACCCGUCCUGAGUGCCACUUCAAAACCGCGUGUAGGACGAGCGGAGGCUUUGCGCGACGAGUUGUUAUACAGCUCUGUGAUUGUGGGUCCGAGGGUCGCCGCUCGGUCAGUCCUUCAAAAAGUUACUAUUGUCCCAGAAGAGGAAGGCCGAAGAUCACGAGGGUACUUCUUGGGCUGUCGUCAGAUUAUCAUCAAUGAAUCUCAGACUUUGCGAGGCAUAGGGUACCACAUACGAAAUGGAACAGGGUUGAAUAUUGCCGAGGACAGAGGAUUGUGGGGAUACAAGCCGUCCUGGGAUCCAGAAAAAAUGUUGCUCACAAUAGAAGACAAGCGCAUAUCUAAAGAUCUGCUGAAGUUCUGCUUCGAAUCGCAAUGGAACGGGCCACGUACAGCAUUUACCAUAUUUUUGCGAACUGCUAGCAGGAGCGCUAUCGUACGGAGAGGAUCGUCAUUUUCCGAGGAAGACAUUCAUAGCUUCUACGACCUUCUGGAUGAAAGAUAUCAAGAUAAUGCGGACAAGACAGUGAUCACAGAUUCGGAAAACGAGCCGUUUUGGGUUGUGGUUACAAUGAAUGAGAUCGCAGUAUAUGGCUGGCGCAUAUUCGAGGUUAACGUCGAUGUCCAGCAAGUCAUUCCUAGUUCCGGUGUGUAA